This is a messenger RNA of Ciona intestinalis (vase tunicate), 1841 nucleotides long. The record is from RefSeq and is a predicted model, not a curated record. NCBI's taxonomy places the organism in Eukaryota, Metazoa, Chordata, Ascidiacea, Phlebobranchia, Cionidae.
UAUUUGUUAUGCUGCUUUGUGUGGUGGACUAUGUCAGCAAAAUGUUUGGUUGGUUAGUUUAGUGCUAGUGAAGUUUACUCCCCCGUCCCCCCUUACGUGUAACGUGUUACGUUUAAUAUAAUAAAAUUGUGUUCUAGAUUAACGUAAUAACUCACCGUUCAUAUUCUGUGGGUUUGCAAACUUGUCUUAAAUUUUGACAUUGAUUAGGCAACAUGGCGACCCCAACAGCUGCAGGAAAGAAAGGCAAGAAAAAGGCGAAGAACACUAAAACUUUAUCUUUGAACGACUUUCUUGGUGACACACCUGGGGCUUCCCCUGGUGUGAUCAAACCAACCUUGGAUUGGGCGGAUGAAGCCGACCAAGAGUUUCGAUCAAUGAGCACAUCGAUGCCGUAUCAGAAUAAUUCAAACAAGAACAAAUUAAUUCAACUUCCCACUGCUCCACGAUCAUCAAGAUCAGUUGAAAUUGACACAAGCAGGAUUCCUGACAGUGGUCCUUACACUGCCUAUGUUGGGAAUCUGCCAUAUGAUGCAGAUGAAUUUGUUCUGCAAGAAUUUUUCAAAGAUAUACCUAUGACGAACGUAAGACUGCAAGAGGAGAACGGCAGGUUUAGAGGUUAUGGCUACGUACAGUUCCCUGAUAAACAGUCUUUGAUCCAGGCUUUGCAAAUGAACGACGAAACUCUUCAAAAGCGAGUUAUUCGUGUUGAUAUUGCUGACAAUCAGAAUAAAGAGGGAAAAGGAAGAGGGGAUCGGUAUGGAAGCUUAAGUGGUGAUCCGGAUCGCUUGGAGGGAAAUUGGAGAAGAACUUCCAAUGAUCAUCUAAAUGGAGGUCCAGGUUCCAAUAGAGGUGAGGAUAGCAGAUGGGGAGGUCGAGGUUAUGAACAGAACGACCGUGGUUCCCGUUUUGGUCGGGAUAGAUAUGGAGGUGGUCGUGAUGGAAGAUAUGAAUCAAGUUUUAGCAGAGGAGGUGAAUCGGAGCAAUGGAUGCAACGUAGGGAGCCACCGAAAGAAAGACCUCGACUCAAUCUUAAACCUCGUGAAAAACCUCUCAACCCUGAAGCUGCUACAACAAGAUCUUCCUCAAUAUUUGGAUCCGCUAAACCUGUUGAUACGGCUGCUCGUGAAAGAAUGGUGGAAGAAAAGUUACUGAAACAGGAACAAAGCCUAGCUGCUGACAAGCCAGACAGUGUUGCACCACAGAAGAAAUCACAAAAUAUCUUUGGAUCGGCAAAACCAGUUGACACUGCUGCCCGUGAAAGAGAGAUGGAACAAAAAAUUGCAGAACAGGAAAAACAAAUUCUUGAAAAGGCUCAACAACCAAAGCCAGCCCCGCCCACCCCAACACGACCUUCCAUAUUUGGUAAUGCUAAACCAGUUGACACCUCGGCUCGUGAGCGAGAAAUUGAAAAGAAAAUAAGAAUCCAGGAGCAGGAGAUGACACCAGAACCACAGGACAGUGGCAUUCAUAGAGAGGUACGUUAUUAUCCUCGAAGAUUGAGUGAAAGAUCAGAUGAAAUGAGUAUAACUUCACCAAAAAGAAGAUCCAGAACAUCUUCAACAAGAUCUUCUGAUGACCACGAAUGGGUCUUUUGAUUUUUAUCUUGACAAUUAUUUAAAAGGUUUUGUUUCAUCAAAUUCAGUGCUUGCCCAACUAUCUUGUUUAUAUUCAUACAUUUUAGGCUUCCGCGUCCAAUACAGGGUUGGUGUAUGGACGUUUCAAGUUUAAGAUUUGGUUUUAGUUUUAAUGGAGUCAAUGUUGCGUUGAAAUUAAAUGUGAGGCAAAAGAUUGUUUUGUGUAGAAGAUCUGUGGUGGUUAAAAUAAAUGGUCAUCACUGCCUA